UUUCAUCAUUUCAAUGGCUCUCAGCUACUACACCAACUGGCCGGAAAAUAACACUGCCGGCGCCGUAGCCGGAGCCGCCAACUCUUAUCUUUUCCGGCCACCGUUGCCGGCGCCGGAGAUGUUUUCAUUUCAUGAGGAAUCAAUGUUUUUCGAUACCGGGAUUAACCCAAUAUUCGACCAAACUUACGACAACUUUUUUCCGGCCACCGUUGCCGGAAAUGUGUUCCACCCCUCGCCGGAGUUUCAAGAUCCUUACUCCAGUUUACCAUACUUGACUACUUUUAAUCAAGAGCAUGGUUUUCCGGUGGAACUGCCGCCGGUGCCGGAGAUCGGGACUUUUUCCGGUGGUGGUUGGUACGGUGGUGAUGGUGGUGGUGGUGGUGGUGUUGGGUUGCCGCCGUGGUAUGGUGAGGUGGAAGUGAAGAAACCGAAUGAAGGUGGCGGUGGAGGUGGAGGGAGCUUGUCGGCGCAGAGUAUGGCGGCGAGGGUUCGCCGGAGGAGGAUUAGCGAGAAGACGCAAGAGCUCGGGAAGCUGGUUCCCGGCGGCCACCGGAUGAAUACGGCGGAGAUGUUUCAAGCUGCUUAUAAGUACAUUAAGUUUUUGCAGGCUCAAAUUGGUGUUCUCAAACUCAUGCCCUCAAUUCCGGAAAGUGAAGAGGUUAUGAGUAAUGGAGAAAUGCAAGCUUUGGUGACUUGUACAUCAAUGCAAGAGAAGUUGUACACGGCAGAAAAGUGCAUUGGACCAAACACUUUGCAGAAAGCUAGCAAAUGAGAUUGAUUAUUAACUUUAGAGUUAAAACCAACAAUUAACUGCUUUUUCCCUUGAAAUUUUGCUAAUUAUGUGUCUAAUUUCUCUAAUUACCUUUCUAAUUUAGUAGAUUGAUUAGGUAAUUGUAUGUGAGUUUAGGGUUAAUUAUGUCCCCAAUU
Helianthus annuus (common sunflower) is the source of this 927-nucleotide messenger RNA. RefSeq lists its product as uncharacterized. NCBI's taxonomy places the organism in Eukaryota, Viridiplantae, Streptophyta, Magnoliopsida, Asterales, Asteraceae. The transcript is spliced from 2 exons. The record is from RefSeq and is a predicted model, not a curated record. Gene Ontology annotation, biological process: regulation of DNA-templated transcription. Gene Ontology annotation, molecular function: protein dimerization activity; DNA-binding transcription factor activity. The coding region runs from base 14 to 772 and encodes 252 amino acids.